AUGGCCGCGGCGCUCUUGACGCCGGGCAACACGAAACCAGCGAGUAUCACCGAUCUGCCACGGCCUGGGCAAACCAUACUGCACGAUGGGACAGAAUACACUACAAUCAAGGAAGGGCUAGCUCAUAUCCUGAUACCCCCGAAUGCAGCGCUCUCCACCGAUCCGAGGACAUUCAAGCAGCAACCUGCCGAGCAGACCCAGCAGGUCUUUUAUAACCCCAUCCAGCAAUUCAACCGAGAUCUGAGCGUUCUAGCUAUACGUGCGUUCGGCGAGGAUCUGCUUGCUAUACGGCAGCGCAAGAGCGAGAAAAGGGGAAAUAAGUCAGGCUUUAAGGAAAAGCAGCAGAAGCGUAAUGCUAGGCGAAAGCUUAUGCAGGCUACGGCGCCGGAAGAGGGCGCUGCGGAGGGCACAAUCGAGGGCGUGAAUGGAGUAAAGAGACGGAGGAUCGAUGAGGGCGGCAGCGGAACGCUUGCGGGGGACGUGGAAAUGGUGGACGCUACAGCUAAGGAGCCUGAGCACCGGCAACCUGUGGCCCACGAGGAAGUCUCUGUGGUCCCGGCCGAAGACGAUGCUGUCGAUGAAGAAGGCAUCAACGAUUCAGAUCUGCUUGCCCUGGAGAAGUCUUUAGACAAAGGCGCGACAGGUCCUGGGAAACAGCCAAGCCAAGCAGGUACAGGCCUAGGCACCACAGAAGAUCCUGGCGGAAGGCCAGGCGUACCAAUGUCACGAAGCCACUUCAAGAUACUCGACGCUCUGUCCGCUACCGGCCUCCGCGCUCUCCGCUACGCGCAAGAGAUACCCUUCAUCACCUCUGUAACUGCCAACGACUUGUCCGAGAAAGCCACAGCGGCAAUUGCGUUGAACGUGAAACACAACCGCCUCGAAGACAAGAUAGUACCAAUGACCAGCAAUGCCAUUGCGCACAUGUACAGUUUCGUUGGGCAAGAGCCCGCUGGUGGGCCAGGGCCAAAAUACGAUGUCAUCGACCUCGAUCCCUAUGGCACCGCGGUACCCUUCCUAGACGCAGCCGUGCAAGCACUCAACGACGGUGGCCUCCUCUGCGUCACCUGUACCGACGCCGCUGUCUUCGCAUCCACAGGCUACCUCGAGAAAACAUACAGCCAAUACGGCGGCCUACCUAUAAAAGGCUUCCAUAGCCACGAAGGCGGCCUGCGCCUCAUUCUGCACGCCAUCGCAACCUCCGCGGCGCGCUACGGCCUGGCCAUCGAACCACUCCUCUCCCUCUCCAUCGACUUCUACGCCCGCGUCUUUGUGCGCGUGAGAAAAAGCGGCGCAGACGUGAAAUUUUUAGCCAGCAAAACGAUGCUCGUCUACGGCUGCGACGCCGGCUGCGGCGCCUGGAGCACGCAGUUCCUAGGCCGCAACACGACCUACGAAUCCAAAAAGGGGCAGACGCUGUGGAAGUACAGCCUCGCGCAAGCGCCCUCCGCGUCGCCGUACUGCGCGCACUGUGGCUUCAAGACUCACCUCUCCGGGCCCAUGUAUGGCGGGCCGCUGCACAAUCCUGCGUUCAUUGAGAAAAUUCUCAGCUUCCUCCCUGAGCUGGACCGGGCCACGUACGAGACGACUGAGCGCAUUGAGGGGAUGCUGCGGACUGCGUACGACGAGACGCUCUUCGAUAGCCCCCAGGUUUCCGCUCCUAGCGUCCUCAACACGCCGAAGACUGCGGGUGGAAAAGCGCCUGAGCUGCCCCUUCCUUCCGUCCCAGCCUACGAAGUGGACCAUCACCCCUUCUUCUUCAGCUCCUCCCACCUGGCGGGGGUUCUGCACUGCCAAUCUCCGCCCGAAGCAGCCAUCAAAGGCGCGCUCAGGCAUGCAGGGUACCGCGCCACGCGCAGCCACGCGAAGCCCGGGGUCAUCAAGACAGAUGCAGGGUGGGAUGUCGUGUGGGAGAUCAUGAGGGAGUGGGUCAGGCAGAAAGCGCCGCUAAAGGAGGGGUCACUGAGGAAGGGGAUGGCCGGGUGGGGGAUCUUGUAUGGACAUGAUGGUACUAAGAAGAGCCUGGAGAAGGGGGUAGUGAGGAAGGAGAAGGAGGCGGAUGGCGUUGACGUUGAGAAGGCGGACGGCAAGCCAGAGCAGAACGGGCGUGGAGCCGACGGCGGUAAGGCUGCUGCGGGGGAUGGGGCCGGCGUGCCGGAUGCGGUGGAAUGUGGAGAAGCAGGGAUAGGGGCAGGGGCAGAUGCAGCUGCAGAUGCGGCGGCUAAAAGCGGGGAAGAUGCUGCAGAAGUUAAGUCUGCGUCAGGCACGAAGUUGAGGGUCGUAUUUGACGAGAAACUGGGGAAAGAUAGGGAGAGUAGGAAUCUGGUCAGGUAUCAACUGAAUCCGCGGCCGAAUUGGGGGCCGAUGAAUCGGGCUAGGUAG
Molecule: messenger RNA, 2382 nt
Organism: Coniosporium apollinis CBS 100218
Lineage: Eukaryota; Fungi; Ascomycota; Dothideomycetes
Exons: 1
Coding region: 1-2382 (793 amino acids)
Biological process (GO): tRNA N2-guanine methylation
Cellular component (GO): nucleus
Molecular function (GO): RNA binding
Source: RefSeq, a predicted model, not a curated record